Molecule: messenger RNA, 1209 nt
Organism: Acanthamoeba castellanii str. Neff
Lineage: Eukaryota; Discosea; Longamoebia; Acanthamoebidae
Product: BTB/POZ domain containing protein
Exons: 10
Coding region: 1-1209 (402 amino acids)
Biological process (GO): regulation of proteolysis; proteasome-mediated ubiquitin-dependent protein catabolic process
Cellular component (GO): cytoplasm
Molecular function (GO): ubiquitin protein ligase binding
Source: RefSeq, a predicted model, not a curated record
AUGCAACGAUCCGAACCCACAGAGCAUCCUGCAUCUCAGAUUGUAAAUCCUUCAGCCAGCGGCUUCUGGAGUGAGGUCUACCUGGAAUGGCACAACCACAACCCCCGCGCCCACAGCCCCAACCUUCAGCCUUGGGCCUGCUCCGACUCCCGCCCCUGCCACAACUCCCGCAGCCUCGACCUUCAGCUUCGGGCCUGCACCUACCCCCGCUCCUGCAGUAGCGACCACCAGCUUCAGCUUCGGGCCUGCACCGACUCCCGCUACUUCCGCGGCCUCGACCACCAGCUUCAGCUUCGGGCCUGCACCGACAGCCGCUCCUACUACCGCGACUCCUCCCCAGAGAGGAUUCAGCUUCGGGCCUGCUCCGACUCCCGCGGCCUCGACCUUCAGCUUCGGGCCUGCACCCACCCCUGCUCCUGCACCGCACGGGUCAACGACGACCUGCUUCACCCUGUCACCCACACCGACGACCAGAUCCACUGCAUCACGGCCCAUCCCGACUACAGUAUGGCGUCUCUCGAGGAGCUUCGCUGGCAAGCCUACGCGAUGCCUUGCUCGGGCUCUGCGUCGACCACUGAGCAGUUGGAGGAGCCAGUGGCGAGCUUGCAGAAUGCGAUGAAAACCCUGCUGGCCGACCCCACGUUUGCCGACGUCACUUUCGAGGUCGACGGGGAAGAAGUCCGCGCGCACCGCAGCAUUCUGUCCGCGCGCAGCCCCACCUUCAAAGCCAUGUUCACCAGCGGCCUUUCGGAGAGCGCAGAGGGCGCGGUCAUCAAAUUGGACUGCAACAAGCGCAUCUUCGAAGACGUGCUAAAGUACAUCUACACGGAACAAGUAACACUUACCGAUGUGGACACGGCUAUCGAGAUGCUGGGCAGGGCCGAGGAGUACUUCCUCCCCGGUCUGAAGAAGGAGUGCGAGAGCAUCCUCCUCAAACAGUACCUCACCGAAGACACAGCUACGAGCCUCAUGGUCGUGGCCGACAUGUAUCGGACUCCAGCGCUCAAGAAAGCGUGUGUCGAUUUCAUUCUGCGCAACUCGCGGUCGGUUAACGUGGCCGAGCUGGAUAAGGCCAUGCUCGCCGAGCUCCUGGUGACUGCGUGCUCCAUCACGGCCCCGGCCCCCACCGUCCCCCGCACGACCGGCCCCUUUGCUGCGUGGGGCACCACGACCUUGGCCACCACGCCCACUCCUCCCGCGUUCGGCUGA